CUAGAUUUACCGCUUGCCAAACCAGGCUUUAGAAAAAAAUGAAUAGCAUAAGUACAGAAUGUCAACAACUCAAAGAACAGUAUGAUGCAUGUUUUAAUAAAUGGUUUUCAGAAAAAUUUCUGAAAGGAGUCACUAAAGACGAAUGUGCUCCACUGUUUGAAGUCUAUCAAGAAUGUGUCAAAAAAGCAAUUAAGGAACACAAAAUUGAUCUCUGGGAACUAGAAAAACCAGUGCUAGGAACAGAUCACGAGAAAAAGGAUCCAAACUGAUGCAUAUGAAACUGAAGAUUCAAAUGGAGCAAGAAAGGCUUAAAUAUCCUAAGUGUCCUUUACCCUUGACACUUAGAUACUGAAGGAAGUUUAGGAUGUGAAACUAAAUAUUUUGUUACUAUUUCAAGCCUUAGAGAUGAUUACUGUAUUUUGUGGAAGAAUGUGAGAAGAUUAAACUAAAGGACCCUUUUUGCACUUAUUACAGGGUACUUCUGACUGAUCAAACAUUUGAAAUUUGCAAUAAAUUGUUUUACUUAACUUGCAAUUAUGUCAAGAAUUCUUAGCUUUGUACAUAGAUAGAACCAUGAUAGAGUGAUUGAAAACAUGAUUUGCAUGUAUUUUCAGGGCCAUCAAUCUUUCUGAUUUGGGUCUGAUAAAUGGGCUUUUGCCAAUUGGGAGAACUCCCAAAAUUCCCAAUUUAAUUAUUAGUACACUGUAUCUAGAAAUUCACAAUAUCACAAAAUGUAUUUGUGUGUAUGUAAAAAAAAAUUGUGUCUGUUUAAAACCUAAUUUAUCCUA
Molecule: messenger RNA, 788 nt
Organism: Saccostrea cuccullata (small rock oyster)
Lineage: Eukaryota; Metazoa; Mollusca; Bivalvia; Ostreida; Ostreidae
Product: TP53-regulated inhibitor of apoptosis 1-like
Exons: 2
Coding region: 39-269 (76 amino acids)
Biological process (GO): phospholipid translocation
Cellular component (GO): mitochondrial intermembrane space; cytosol; nucleus
Molecular function (GO): phosphatidic acid transfer activity
Source: RefSeq, a predicted model, not a curated record